Messenger RNA from Impatiens glandulifera, 2404 nucleotides. RefSeq names its product vicilin-like seed storage protein At2g18540. Lineage: Eukaryota; Viridiplantae; Streptophyta; Magnoliopsida; Ericales; Balsaminaceae. The transcript has 4 exons. The record is from RefSeq and is a predicted model, not a curated record. The coding region runs from base 26 to 2404 and encodes 792 amino acids.
UAGAUUUCUGCUUCUAAAUCAGAUUAUGAUAACAAUGUUCUUCAAGAAACCCCUCUUCUCUCUAACAUGCUUCAUCAUCGUCUUCUUCCUGGCAUGUGUUUCCAUCACCUCUGCCAUUCACCGUUAUGAAGCUGUUGCUGGCUAUGGAGGGUCGUCGACGGUGGUGAAGAAAGACGAAAGGCAGAUUCUUGUGUCGACGGAGUUCGGGCAGAUCUCGGCCGUCAAUGUUAGCGACGGCAUCGGAGGACAGUAUCAUCUACAGUUCAUCACCUUGGAACCCAACGCCCUGUUUCUUCCCGUUAUCCUCCAUGCCGACAUGGUUUUCUAUGUUCACACCGGAAGUGGGUCGUUAAGUUGGUUGGAGGUGGAGGCAGAUAAUACCAAUAAUCUCGAUUUAGAAAGGGGUGAUGUUUAUGGAUUGCCGGCAGGUUCCAUUUUCUAUUUACAGAGCAGCUUAGAACCAGAGAGACAAAAACUCAGAAUCUACGCCAUGUUUGUCAACUCAAACGAAGCCGCCUUUCAAGAACCAGUAUUACCCAUGGGAACCUAUUCAAGCAUCCGGGAUCUUUUGCUAGGGUUUGACAAAAAGGUCCUACAAAGUGCUUUUCAGGUUUCUGCGGAAGCGAUAGAAGAGUUGAUGAGCAGUGAAAGACAACCGCCAAUUGUUCAUUCGGUAGUAUCAAAGAGAGAAGAAGAAAAAGAAGAGAAGAAAAAGAAGAAGAAAAAGGGGGGGAAGCAAUUAAUAGAAUCUCGAUUCAUGGAAGCUGUAAUGGGUAGUAGGAGUUACAGAAUGUUGUUCAAUUUCAAUGAGGAAACCAUGAACAAGAAGGGGAAGGGAAAGAAGAAGAAGAAGACGAGCACAUUUAACUUCAUGAAUGCAGACCCUGAUUUUCAGAAUUGCAAUGGUUGGAGCCUUGCUGUCACAAGCAAUAACUUGCAAGCACUUAGGACUCCUGAUGUAGGCCUUUUCAUGGUCAACUUAACUCGGGGUGCGAUGAUGGGGCCGCAUUGGAACCCCAUGGCUAUGGAGUUGGGAAUAGUUACACAUGGACAGGGAAUGGUUUUAACUGUUUCCUCUUCUCAUGGAGAAAUAAAAAGUGAGAGGGUGAAAGUAGAAGAAGGAGAUAUUUUUGUUGUUCCUAGGUUUCAAAUGAUGGCACAGUUAGCUUUCAACAAUGAUUCGUUUGUGUUUAUGGGAUUUAGCACAACAUCGAGGAUAAAUCAUCCUCAGUAUGUGGCAGGGAAGGCUUCAGUGUUACAGGUGUUAGAUAGAAAGGUGUUGGCUAUGUCUUUCAAUGUGACAAAUUCUACUAUGGACCAAAUCUUGAACCCUGCUGUUGAAUCAAUUAUUCUGGAGUGCGGUUCUUGUGCUGAAGAAGAAGAGAGGAUAAUGAAUGAGGAGAUUCGGAAAGAAGAAGAUAGGAAAAGGGAAGAGGAAGAAGCUAAGAAAAGAGAAGAAGAAGAAGCUGCUGCUGCUAGAAAGAGGGAAGAGGAAGAAGCAGCGGCUAGGAAAAAGGAAGAGGAGGAAGAAGCAGCUAGGAAAAAGGAAGAGGAAGAAGAGCUGAGAAAAAGAGAAGAGGAGGAGGCUAGAAAAAGAAAGGAGGAGGAAGAAGAAGAAGCUAGGAAAAAGGAAGAGGAAGAAGAGAUGAGAAAAAGAGAAGAGGAGGAGGCUAGAAAAAGAGAAGAGGAGGAGGAGGCUAGAAAAAGAAAGGAAGAGGAAGAAGAAGAAGCUAGGAAGAGGGAAGAGGGAGAAGCUAAGAAAAGGGAAGAAGAGGAAGCUAAGAAAAGAGAAGAAGAAGAGAUGAGAAAAAGAGAAGAGGAAGAGGAAGAGGAGGCUAGAAAAAGAAAGGAAGAGGAAGAAGCUGCAAGAAGAAGAGAAGAGGAGGAGGAAGAGGCCAAAUGGGAAGAAGAGGAAGCUAGGAAGAGAGAAAAAGAGCAAGAAGAAGCUCAAAGAAGAAAAGAAGAGGAAGAGGUUAAGAAAAGAGAGGAGGAAGCUAUAAGAAGAAAAGAAGAAGAGGAGGAAGAGGCCAAACGGGAAGAAGAGGAAGCUAGGAAGAGGGAAAAAGAACAAGAAGAAGCUCAAAGAAGAAAAGAAGAAGAAGAAGAGGCUAAGAAAAGAGAGGAGGAGGAGGAAGAGGCCAAACGGGAAGAAGAGGAAGUUAGGAAGAGGGAAAAAGAGCAAGAAGAAGCUCAAAGAAGAAAAGAAGAAGAAGAAGAGGAAGCUAGGCAGAGUGAAAAAGAGCAAGAAGAAGAAGCUCAAAGAGUAAGAGAGGAAGCUAUAAGAAGAAUAGAAGAGGAAAAAGCCAAACGUGAAGAAGAGGAAGAGGUUAGGAAAAGAGAGGAGAAGCAACAAGAAGAAGAAGAAGAAUGGAAAGGGGAAGGAGAAGGAGAGGAGACAGCAUGA